Messenger RNA from Panicum hallii, 1009 nucleotides. RefSeq names its product chorismate mutase 2-like. The transcript is spliced from 5 exons. Gene Ontology annotation, cellular component: cytoplasm. The record is from RefSeq and is a predicted model, not a curated record. Bases 80 to 868 code for a protein of 262 amino acids. Lineage: Eukaryota; Viridiplantae; Streptophyta; Magnoliopsida; Poales; Poaceae. Gene Ontology annotation, molecular function: chorismate mutase activity. Gene Ontology annotation, biological process: aromatic amino acid biosynthetic process; chorismate metabolic process.
GGCCCAAAGCACACUCCUUUUCCCUUCUGCUUCCCCCACAAACCAUCCCGCAGUUCACGCUCCGAUCCCAUUCCUCGCCAUGGACGCGGCGGGGGGCGAGCAGCUGAGCCUGGCCGCGGUGCGGGACGCGCUGGUCCGGCUGGAGGACUCGGUGGUGUUCGCGCUCAUCGAGCGCGCCAGGCACCCGCGCAACGCGCCGGCCUACGCGCCGGCCGCCGGGGGCGGCGGGGGUGCGGGAUGGCGCUCUCUUGUCGAGUUUUUCGUCCGGGAAGCAGAGGCCCUCAACGCAAAGGCUGGACAUUAUCAAAAGCCAGAAGAUGUUCCAUUCUUCCCUCAAGAUCUCCCCUCGCCUCUCUUUCCUACCAAGAGUUCCCCAAAGGUUUUGCACCCUUCAGCUUCGUUGGUCACUGUGAAUGAUGCAAUUUGGAAAAUGUAUUUUGAUGGACUGCUCCCCUUAUUCACUGUUGAUGGAGACGAUGGUAGUUAUGCAGAAACAGUUGCGUUGGAUUUUGCAUGUCUGCAGGUUCUAUCAAGAAGAAUCCAUAUUGGCAAAUAUGUCGCUGAGGUGAAGUUCAAAAACGCUUCUCAGGAUUAUAGUCCACUAAUACAAGCAAAGGACAGCAAUUCUCUGAUGGAUCUGCUCACUUUCAAGGCUGUCGAAGAGAAGGUCAAGAAGAGAGUAGAGAAGAAAGCCAGGACCUUUGGACAGAAUGUCACCUUGGAGGACAGUGCCGGCAAGCAACAAAGCACUGCCGGUGACAGCGAAUGCAAGCUCGAUCCUACAGUGCUCUCCAAGCUGUAUGAUCAGUGGGUGAUGCCAUUGACGAAAGAUGUCGAAGUCGAGUAUCUCCUCCGCCGUCUCGGCUGAUCGCAAAUCGCUGCAAAUAUUAUGUGUGAUUUACAGUUGUAUCAUCAGAGUGUUGUGCACAUGCCUUUAUCACUGCUAUAUUCAAACUCGAUUACAAAAGAAUGCUACAGAUUCGCGCCAGGAUCUGGGCUUGUUUGUGUC